Messenger RNA from Brassica napus (rape), 1222 nucleotides. Its product is annotated as squamosa promoter-binding-like protein 5. Gene Ontology annotation, molecular function: DNA-binding transcription factor activity; DNA binding. Gene Ontology annotation, cellular component: nucleus. The coding region runs from base 399 to 950 and encodes 183 amino acids. The record is from RefSeq and is a predicted model, not a curated record. Lineage: Eukaryota; Viridiplantae; Streptophyta; Magnoliopsida; Brassicales; Brassicaceae. The transcript is spliced from 2 exons. Gene Ontology annotation, biological process: flower development.
AAUAAAAACAUCUUCUCUAAGGCAACCAAUGAUAUCUUCAAGAUAAAAUGGUCUGAAACAACCAAACAAAUGAAAAUGUCAUACUUCUAUAAACCAAAGUCUAUAACUAAAAACAAACAAAUGAAAACUGUCAAAAACAUCUUAUGAGUUUCUAUACCCAAUCUAUCUAAUCUAUUUUUCUCUUUUUUUUUCUGAGGUAGCUUAUCAACGUAAUCAUGCACUUAUUCCACCAGAGAAGCAUACAAAAACCCAGUGGUCCAUGACCCAACUUUACUUCACCUUUUAGACACUUCAAAAUGCUUCAACCUCGUCAACAAUAUCACCAAGUCUCAUUCCUCAACAUUUCUUAGCCUACAAGAGCUUCCAAUAAGACUAGAGCUUUAAGUUUCUCUCCAGAAAUGGAGGGCAAAAAAGCACAAGGACUAGGGUAUCUGAAAAAGAAGGCUCCUAUGUCAACUUACCAUGCGGAUGAAGAAUUAGAGAAUGAUACUGAUGGAGAAGAGGAAGUUGAGAGAGAGGAAGAGAAGAGGAAAGGAGUGAUGGAUAGGUUUAAAGGAUCUAGCAGCAACCGUGUCUCAUCGCGGCUUUGUCAAGUAGAUAGAUGCACAACUGACUUGAAAGAGGCUAAACAGUAUCACCGGAGACACAAAGUGUGCGAAGUUCAUGCAAAGGCAUCUUCUGUCUAUCUCGCAGGCGUUAAACAACGCUUCUGUCAACAAUGCAGCAGGUUUCACGAGCUCCCAGAGUUUGAUGAAGCUAAAAGAAGCUGUCGGAGACGCUUAGCUGGACACAACGAGAGGCGGAGGAAGAGCUCUGGUGAGAGUUUUGGAGAAGGGGCUGGUGGUCGAAGAGGAGUAACUAGUCAGGUGAUGCAAAAUCAAGAAAGAUCAAGGGUAGAGAUGACACUUCCUAUGUCCAACUCAUCAUUCAAGCGACCACAGAUUAGAUAGAUAGAGAUGCUGUUGGCUCUCUCUCUCUUCUGUCAUCUAAAAUAUCUCUAAGAAUCUGAAAUUGUGGUACCUAUUACAAUGUUAAAAAUCAGCUGAGUCAUGGUAUUGACUCCUGGUAUAGUAUAGAGAAAUAAGUAAUAACUACCACUCCUCCAUGUAUUUAAUGGAUAUGCUAAGACUUUGGCUUAACCUUAUUCUACAUAAGUCUAGUGUGCCAUGUAUGUUUUGAAGAUGAUUUGUCAUGCUAAUUGGUAAAAGGUUUUCAAUACAUA